Molecule: messenger RNA, 2395 nt
Organism: Haliotis rufescens (red abalone)
Lineage: Eukaryota; Metazoa; Mollusca; Gastropoda; Lepetellida; Haliotidae
Exons: 9
Coding region: 156-1574 (472 amino acids)
Biological process (GO): signal transduction
Source: RefSeq, a predicted model, not a curated record
GUGAAAUGAAAACGAAUGAGAAAGAAGGAAAAACCCGUCCUUGACAUUGUUGUCCGGAAGCUGAGUCAGAAUGCAGUGUCGCAGUUGGUCGCGUCAGUAUCCGUCCCUUACCCAGCUAAACGCCACACGGUAACAAGAUAUUGGAGAAAUAAACAAUGGCUACCUGGAGUGAUGGCGAUACCCUUAUCCAGUUGGAAGAAGAUGAGGAAUAUGACUUCGAGCUGGCACAACGCCGCAUGGAGGCUGAGAGAGCUGCUAGGGAGGAAGAAGCGUUCCAAAGGAACACCCUGAAUUUGGACAUUCCCCCACUUCCAAAUGGAAAAACGCACCAUCUUUUCAUUUCCCAUUGUAAUGAUCCUCCGGAAGAAGCGGAAUGGGCAGAGCAACUGGUCAACACCAUGGAGCGAGACUUUGGCUUGAAAUGCCUUUGGCCAAAACGAGACUUUACCCCCGGCCACGAUGUUGGAGCCUUGAUACAGAGUGGAAUCGUGUCUUCUGUGAAGGUUGUCUUCAUUCUUUCUCCUGCUUCCAUGGAAAGCCGAUGGUGCGAAUAUGAACGGAAUUUUGCGUUUGGCAUUUCUGUUGAGAAUAAGGAAAAUCAGAUAAUCCCUGUAAUGUUAAGCCAGUGCGACUUUCCAGGCAUUCUGAAGACCUUGAAUUAUAUUGAUGUUCCUGCCGGAGAGGACUAUGCAUUCAAAAUUCGGCGAUGCUUUGACGAAGACACACGCGAUUUUGAUCAUCUUGUUCCGGAAUUGAUGAAAUACUGUAAAAACGAAAAAGGACCAACUAAUGGAACUGUUGCUAGAAUACUUGGAGAGAAAAAUUUGAAAUACACUUGCAGAGGAUCUGCUUGGUCUUUUCGGGAUCUCGACCAACACCAACGGUACGAGCUUCGCCAACUUGGAAGCAAGUUCGUUGAGCGAGUAUAUUAUGAAGCAAAGGAUAUUGCCAACACCUCUGCCUACAUGAAGUACUAUUCCACCAUCCACUCCUUUCGUCACUGUUGCGGCAUUUGCUGUUGCGGCACAACAUUCUGCAUGUUGCUGAUACUGCUAAUAUACUUCAUAGUGGAAGUAUCAGAUAGGAAAAUUGUGAAUGGUAACUUUCUUCUAGCCGUUGUUCUACUCAUACCUUUCCUCGGAGCAGGUUUGGUCUAUGUUGCACAUGUGCAGAUGUUAAAAAGAUUGAAAGCUCGCCUGCAAGCAUAUACUCUAGGACAUGUUUUGAAAACAAAUAUCCUUGUCAACUAUGGAUUCUGUCGGCUAUGUGGACCACCAACUUUGAAGGUCAUGUAUUAUGACUUAAAACCAUGUAUGAAAUACAUAUGUGACAUCAUUUACGGGGCACGUGAGGCUGGUGAAACUUUCCCGGAGAGAGACAGAGACAGAGAGGAUAAAACAAGAAAAGCUGGAAAACACUUCAUACUCUCUUUAAUCAGAAGAAAUUAUGACCUUCUGUUUGAUAACGGAUUUGAAACGAGUGUUGUAAACAGGCAUCCCACAUUACACAAGAACAAGUGCAUCUGCGAAUUGCUAGAAAAACAGGUGCGGCAAAUGUAUUGUAAUCAAAUAUGAACCCAAUCCAUGUGCGUAUAUUCUCACCAUGACAAUUCCGUUGAGGACCACGCCCAAGCAUAACCUGCUUGCCAUGACAGCCUACUAAAGAGAACUUUGUGGUUAGCUUUCCUGAAUAUGUGUCACUGUGCCCUGAUGGCGAAGAUCGUUGCCAAUGUUUUAGUCACUGUAAUGACUGGCCCAGACUUUUCAUUUAUAGUUAGAUAAGUUUGAAUAUUGACGACACCUUUCAAAAUGCUCAGAUUCAGUGAUUUUUCAAUACCGUAUUCGACGUAAUAAGCGCCCACAGCGAUAUUUGCUAAUAUAUUGGCAAAUGAACAAUCCCAAUUGGCACCCCUUCCGAUUGAUCAAUGUACACAAGACUUAUGUUUUCGCGAAUAAUACGCAUUCGUGUGUUAUAUGCACCCUUAUUUAGGGGCAAUAGAAUUCUGGAAAAAAUAUAUCUGUCGUACAUAAACAUUUCAGGCUGUCAGCAUAAACCGCGAUAUUUAUCUUUCAACUUUUUUUUCACCAAAAUAAUUUUCUAAUAAGAACCCCCUAUUUCUAAUUUUGAGAGCGCCCUGGGCGCUUAUUACGUCGAAUACGGUAUGUUCCCUUUUUGUAAAACGUGAAGUUGCGGAUACCAGUGCGCCAUGGAAUCCGAAGAUGACUCUAGCCUAUUCUACUCCAUCUUCGCGAGCCAAGAGAGUUAACUGACUUUAAAGUCCAGUUUCCACCCUUGCCGAACUGGGCUGGAAUUCCUGGGCUCAAUCGUAACGCCGCCAGUGGCUAUUACGAGUUAUGUCCUUUCUAUGCGUCUCCUAUUGCCCAAUCAGAUUCAA